Molecule: messenger RNA, 765 nt
Organism: Neltuma alba
Lineage: Eukaryota; Viridiplantae; Streptophyta; Magnoliopsida; Fabales; Fabaceae
Exons: 1
Coding region: 1-765 (254 amino acids)
Source: RefSeq, a predicted model, not a curated record
AUGAAGACAUUACAGAGAGAAUAUGGAGUAAAUCUGACAUAUAAACAAGCAUAUGCUGCUAAAUUAAAAGCAAUAGAGGAUAUUCAAGGCAGACCAGAUCAAUCUUAUAUGCUUAUACCAUGGAUAUGUCAACGACUAAAGGAAAGUGAUUCGACAACAGUUGCUGAAUGGGAAGCUUCAAACAAUUACAUAUUUGAGCGUGUUUUUAUAGCAUAUGGUUGUUGUAUUGAGGGGUUCUUGGUUAGGGCAAGACAUAUAUUAUAUAUAGAUGGUACUCAUUUAAGUGGCCCAUAUAAAGGAACCUUGUUGUCAGCCUCCACAUAUGAUGCAGACAAUGAGUUACUACCAUUUGCAAUUGCUAUUGUGAAUGGGGAGAUAUUAGAGGACUGGACAUGGUUUUUAUCCAAGAUUAGACAGAUAACAGGGUCAAUUGAGCUGACCAUAGUUUCAGACCGUCAUAAUGCUAUAAUAGGAGCUGUACGAGUCAUAUUUGGUAGUGAUAGACAUGCAUUUUGCUAUUGCCAUGUGAAGGAAAACUUUAGUUCAGAAUGGAUGAAAAUAAAUAGAGGAAGGGGAAGGACAAGUGCUAAGAGUAAGGUUGAUGCACUAAAGUUGCUUGAUGAUAUUGCUUAUGCAAGACUUGAAACUGAGUUUGAUAAGGCAAUAGGACAUAUGAGGGAUAUGUCUCAAGAGUUAUUUGAAUGGCUUGUGAAUCAUGGUGAUAUUGAUAGGUGGGCUUUAAGUCAAUUCCCAUUUAAACGAUAG